This is a messenger RNA of Nicotiana attenuata, 534 nucleotides long. RefSeq lists its product as uncharacterized. The transcript is spliced from 3 exons. Lineage: Eukaryota; Viridiplantae; Streptophyta; Magnoliopsida; Solanales; Solanaceae. The record is from RefSeq and is a predicted model, not a curated record. Bases 1 to 534 code for a protein of 177 amino acids.
AUGAAAACUAGGGGAGCUCUCAAGAAGAAGGCAAAUAUUGCACGUAUUUCUCAAAUCAAACCAAAGAAAGUUGAUGAAGCCUUAAAAGACUCCAGCUGGGUACAAGCUAUGCAAGAUGAACUCGAUCAAUUCGAUAAGAAUCAAGUAUGGGAAUUGUUACCUAAGCCAGCAAAUGCUACUGUUGUUGGAACCAAAUGGGUGUUCAGAAACAAAUUGAAUGAGGAUGGAAAGACUAAGUACACAAAGGAAUUGAUUCAAAAAUUUGGCAUGAGUAAUGCUAAAGCAAUUGGUACACCAAUGAGUCCAUCAACAAGUCUUGUCAAAGACAAGAAGGGAAAUUCAGUGGAUGAAAUAAAAUAUCGUAGGAUGAUUGGCUCUUUACAUUAUUUAACUGCUAGUCGACCAGAUAUCAUGUUCAGUGUGUGUAAAUAUGCUGGGUUUCAGUCAGCUCCUAAGGAAUCGCAUCUGACAGCAGUAAUAAAGAAGAUAGGAAAAGCACCAGCGGAACAUCUCAAUUACCGGGAAAGGCAUUAA